AUGGCUAUGGAGCAUAAUUCUGAGGUUAGAGAUUUUGCCAAACUAGCCUUUAGAUCCCUCUUGGUUAAGGAGGAUGACCUUCUCCUCAGGAACCACAUUGGUGUCCCGGACAUCCAGGCUUUAAUGGCUCCUGAGGUAGAUUCUGCUCUGUUAUCUCUCACAGGAAGCAGUGAAUCUACCAAUGGUGGAACUACCACGGUUGCAGGG
This is a messenger RNA of Pelobates cultripes (western spadefoot toad), 207 nucleotides long. NCBI's taxonomy places the organism in Eukaryota, Metazoa, Chordata, Amphibia, Anura, Pelobatidae. The record is from the annotation of a GenBank genome assembly.